AUGUUCUUGGUUUGCGUUUUCUGUCUUCUCCCUCUCUUCCUACUGCCUCUAGUCAAUAUCCUCCCUCGUCUGUGGGACAAACUAAUUGUGCUCUUCUUCCGUCUGAUUGGCCGAGAGUACAAUCCUCCGCUUCGAGAUGGCCCGUCCUGUCCGUACAAGCCGGGAGCGAGAAAAGCUCUACCAGAGGCUGAGCCCAUAUUGGCAAAUGGUGAAGGAAGUGCAGUAACUGGGAUUGCCGAGUCAAAGAAAGGCUCUUAA
Molecule: messenger RNA, 258 nt
Organism: Closterium sp. Naga37s-1
Lineage: Eukaryota; Viridiplantae; Streptophyta; Zygnematophyceae; Desmidiales; Closteriaceae
Source: the annotation of a GenBank genome assembly